AUGUUUGUUUGUAUGAUUAUAUUCAGUAUGAGUCUUUUCCAGGCCGUCUCAGUCGAUUGUGUUCCUGGUACCUAUAUGUCUUCAACCCAAUUAGGUGAAUGUCCCCAGUGUGAACCUGGUUCUAUUUCGACAACAAUAAAUGCCACCACGUGUACUCCAUGUGCAGCAGGGUCUAUUCCAAACACCAGUUCUUCUUCUUGUGAUUUGUGCCCAAAAGGGUCUUCCUCAAAAUAUGGGUCAACAGAGUGUACUUUAUGUCCUAUGGGGUCUCACGCAUCAACAGAAGGGUCUUUGUGUGAACAGUGUUGGUACGGUGAAUACUCGAACAAAGUAGGUCAAGCUGAGUGUAAUUUAUGCCCACUGGGAACUUAUCAAAAUUUUCGAGGGACCACUCAAUGUAAAGAAUGUUAUUAUGGGAGGUACGCAGAUACCACUGGGUCGGACUUAUGCACAGACUGUGCUAAAGGUUACUUUGCUUCUGACAUAGGUACUGUUAGGUGCUCUGCCUGUCCAGCUGGAACGUACGCGUCCUCUACUGGUUCUCGAGAGUGUCAACCAUGUAGUCCCAACUCCUAUUCACUUGAAGGGUCUUCAAAUUGUACGUCUUGUACUAACAUUGCAUGUAAUUUAUGUGAAACAACAACAGGAAGAUGUACAUCAUGCAAUCCCGGGUAUUCAUUUUCAGUGAAUAGCAUUUGUGUGAUUUGUAGUGCAGGAUAUUUCUCUACCGGUGGCACGUCAUACUGUUCAUCGUGUCAGAAUGGGUUUUAUGCGUUAGUUGGAUCCGCUGAAUGUAAAAGUUGUAAUACAACUUGUAAGAUGUGUGACAAAAAAACGGGUCUAUGCAUUUCAUGUGACCCCGGAUAUUCAUAUUAUGAUGGUGUGUGCACCCUUUGUUCGACUGGGUCUUAUUCUGAAAGUGGUACUGUGUGUUACUUAUGCCCUAAUGGCUUUUAUACUUCAAAGACGGGAAGUUCUAUAUGUAGUCAAUGUGAUGGUUCAUGUAAAACAUGUGAUAGAAUAGAUGGGCAUUGUACUUCAUGUUACGUUGGGAUGAUAACACAAAACGGGAUAUGUGUUUCGUGUGGAGUUGGGUAUAUCAGUUAUAACAAUUAUUGUUAUGGUUGCAGCACAGGGACAUACUCUUCAAACGAAAACAGCGACACGUGCUAUAAUUGUGACCCUGGUUACUAUACCGAUUCAGUUGCAAGUUCUGAGUGCAAACAAUGUUCUUCAACAUGUCGUACAUGUGACCCGACAACAGGUUCUUGCACAAAUUGUAUUACUAAUUAUUUCAUUCAAAAUGGCAAUUGCGUUACAUGUGAAGCUGGGUACAAAAUCAACACGAGAAAAAACAAAUGUGAUAUAUGUCCAGCAGGGUAUUACAGUCAAGCUAUGGCUACAAAGUGUAAAGACUGCGAUUCAAUGACUUGGUCAACUGAAGGUUCCGCCACAUGCACUCCUUGUAGUACAAAUUGUUCUUCGUGUUCUAAAUCAAAUGGUCACUGUACAUCAUGUAUAACUGGAUAUGGUUUUGCCAAAGAUAAUUAUAGAUGUGAACAAUGUCAAGCGGGGAACUAUGCCUAUUAUAGCAAUUGUAAAAUUUGUGACGAUUUGAAGUAUCAGAAUCUCAACGGUCAAACAACAUGCAAAUCGUGUGCUGAAGGGUGUAGCUCAUGUAACAAAACCACUGGCGUGUGUAUCAAUUGUAAAGCUGGAUAUGGCUAUUCCAAUGGUGAAUGUACUCCAUGUGGAGUACAACAAUACUCAACAGGUGGUACAUCUCAGUGUAUGGAAUGUCCUUCUGGAUGCACAAAUUGUAUUAAAGAAAGUGGUGUGUGUUCUGAGUGUGAGAAUGGGAUGAAAAAAGACUCGGGAGUGUGUAUUUCAUGUUCGAGCAAUGGCAAUUGUUCUUCGUGUACUUCAACGGUAUUUGAGUCUAACAGAAAGUGUGCAAUUUGUAAUAAUGGGUAUUACCUUGAUAAUAACAUGUGCAGUCUGUGUAACUCAAUUUCAAGUGAAUGUUUGGUGUGCUCGCAAACAUCCAAGGAAUGCACUUUAUGUAAAAAUGAAUAUAUUUCAACAGAAACUUCUUGUGUUUUGUGUGAACCUGGAGAAGUCAAAACUGGUACAAAAAGCUGUACAAAAUGCUAUGAAAAAAUUCAAAAUUGCGAAACUUGUGAUUAUAACGGAGGUAUUCAAAUAUGUACAUUAUGCUAUGCUCCUUAUGUGUUAAGUAAUGACAAACAAAGUUGUAUUGAUUCAAAUACAAAUAGCACGCAUUAUGAUGAAGAUAAACACAAUGCCAUUACAAACAUGAAUAAUUGUGUUAUUCAAAUUGGUGACAUUUGUUAUUUGUGCAAUGAAAAAAAUUCAGUUUUGAACAACAACAAAUGUAUUAAUAUUAUUGGAAAAUGCUUAGAAGUGUCUAUUAAAACGUGUGAUAUGUGUUUAAAUGGAGUGAUCACUUCAAAUGGGAAUUGUAAUUUAAAUGGAUGUGGGUAUCAAAUGAACACCAACGUGACAUCAUGUCUACAAUGUGCAAACCAGUAUUAUGGAGACUCAUGUGAGUCGCGAUUUGAAGGGUGUGCACUUUCAAAAAAUGGGAUAUGUGUUGAGACCAAAAUUGGGUAUUACAUCUCCGGUCUUUUAACACAGAGUUGUGGAAAUAGUGAUAUAUGCCUUUUGUCAACAAACAAUUCCGAAUUAUAUCAUAUAAAAUGCAAAAAUUCAUAUAUCCUAUCAUCAACAGGAGAGUGUAUACUUCCCACUGAAUGCAACAAAAUGUCAACAAAUGAGUGUAUAAAGUGUAAUGAAAAAUAUCACAUGGAAGACGGCAAUUGUGUUAAAAAUGACGAAGACUGUUCUAUUGAAAAUGGAAACAUCUGUGUUUUAUGUUCCAGUGGAAUGACGACGGGAGGGAAAUGUAAAGACAUAAAAGAAAUCAAUUGCAAAGUGUUUAAUGAAACGUGUAAAACAUGUAACGAUGGGUAUUACAAGAAUUUAGAUUCAUGUGAUUUAAUCGAAGAGAAGUAUCCAAAUUGUAAACAAAUAUCUCUUGUGACUUCCAAGUGUGUUGAAUGCGAAGAAGGUUAUUUCCAGUCAACAGGAAGUUGUGUUGAAAUUACACAACCGACUUUAACAGAAGAAAAUGUGACCACAUUCAAAUCAAAUGUAGAAGAAAAUUGUGAGACUAAAACCACAAAAGGAUGCACGCGGUGUAAUGAAGGGUUUUACUUAGAAAAUGGGACAUGUUACGCAUGCCAAUAUCCAUGCACUCAAUGUUCGACUCAGACAUAUUGUACUGCAUGUGAUGAGUAUUCGUACGACAAGAAUGGGCAAUGUUUUGAGAUUAACGACCUUCUUAAAGUGUGUCAAGUGAUGAUGUCGACAUACAGUGGAUGUGUGAUAUGCAAAGAUGGAUACCUUCGUUCAUCGGAUGGGAAGUCGUGUGAUAAGUGUGAUGAAUCAUGUCGCACAUGUGGCAAUGAUGGUACUUGUUUUGAGUGUUCUGAAGGGUAUUAUCGAACAAGUUUCAACUCCACCAAGCUCUGCAACAAUUAUAGUGAACUUCAGGGGUGCACAAAUAAGACUUCGAGUGGCUGUGCAUCAUGUGAAGAUGGAUUAUAUCUCUCCCAUGAUACAUGUCACUUAUGUAAUGAAUAUUGUGAAACAUGUUCAUCACUUUCAGAGUGUUUAUCGUGUAUUACAGACUAUGUUUUAUUAAAUGGGGAGUGUAUGCAUUUUUCAAAUAUAGUUAACUGCAUUUCAUCAUCUGAAGGAAGGUGUUCGGCGUGUGCAAAUGAUUUGCGACUCAAUGCUGAUGGUACUCUAUGUGAAAAAGUGACGAAUUAUGGGGUCAUCGUUGGAGUACCCAUUUCAAUUAUUGUUGUUAUUAUUGUUAUUAUUAUUAUGAUAAUAAUACUCGUUCUCGUUUUACAUCAACUGAAAAUCGAAAGCGACAAGAUGCAGAAUGUCUGCAUCUUCCAGAUGAAGCGUUCGAAUAUCGCAAUGAAAAUUCUUUCGGGAGACGUGUUGACAAAUAAGAGCGAACUGACAUUUUCGGAGAAUGGGGAGUUGAACAAAAUCGACACGGAAAGUCGCGAGUUGUUAUGUGUUGGAAACAAAGGAAAAGGGAGUUUAAAAGUACAAAUAACGAUAGCCGACAAUUGUGAUAAGUACACCAUUCGCACUACUCCACAAUUGAUUACAUUAAAGAGUGGGGAAGCGUGUGAGUUUGAAGUGUUUAUAGUGCCACUCUGCACUUCACAUUUAACAGAUAACAUUAUGAUCAUCACUUUAGACAUCGCCAGUGGUAACAAAACAACAUCAAAAUUCCCAAUCUCAAUUUCCACUGAAAAUUCGACCAAAUUGGAUUACGACGAGUUAAUCGACGAACGACAAAUUGGGGAAGGUUCCUUUGGGAUAGUGUAUAAAGGGAAGUACAGAGGAAACGAUGUGGCUAUUAAGAAGAUGAAAGAGGCAAAUUCACAGAAGGGGAAAUCGUUAGAUGAGUUUGAGAAGGAAGUGAAUAUGUUAGACAAAUUCCGGAGUGAUUAUAUCGUUCAUUUCUAUGGCGCUGUUUUCAUACCAACAAAGAUCUGUAUGGUCACUGAAUUUGCGAAAUAUGGCAGUUUACAAGACUUGAUGAGAGAGCAGAAGGACAACACAUAUAGUAAUCAACUGAAGCAAAAAAUCUGUUUGGACACAGCAAAGGGAAUUAAGUACUUGCACUCAAAUGACAUUUUACACAGAGACAUCAAGCCAGACAACAUCUUAAUUUUCUCAUUGGAAUUAAGUGUAUCGGUCAAUGCAAAAUUGACUGACUUCGGGUCUUCAAGAAAUGUCAAUAUGUUGAUGACGAACAUGACAUUCACUAAAGGAAUUGGUACUCCAGUGUAUAUGGCGCCCGAAAUCUUGAACCAAGAGAAAUACAAGAAGCCAGCAGAUAUGUACUCCCUUGCUAUUACAAUGUAUGAGAUAUUUACUUGGAACGAGGCAUAUCCUAAAGACCACUUCAAAUUCCCAUGGAAAAUCGCCGAAUUUGUGAGUAACGGAUAUCGCCCAAAAGUGAACUUGGUCAUCCCAUUAGCCAUAUUCAAUGUGAUUGACGGAUGUUGGGCACAAAACCCAGCUGAGAGGACGUCUAUCGACGAUGUUAUAAUCAAAUUACAAUGA
Molecule: messenger RNA, 5178 nt
Organism: Entamoeba invadens IP1
Lineage: Eukaryota; Evosea; Mastigamoebida; Endamoebidae
Product: protein serine/threonine kinase, putative
Exons: 1
Coding region: 1-5178 (1725 amino acids)
Biological process (GO): protein phosphorylation
Molecular function (GO): protein binding; ATP binding; protein kinase activity
Source: RefSeq, a predicted model, not a curated record